Molecule: messenger RNA, 1494 nt
Organism: Coniosporium apollinis CBS 100218
Lineage: Eukaryota; Fungi; Ascomycota; Dothideomycetes
Exons: 4
Coding region: 1-1494 (497 amino acids)
Source: RefSeq, a predicted model, not a curated record
AUGUCCUCAGAAACCGUCUCAAGCCCACCGGCUGCUGCCCCCACUGAGUCGAAGAGCGCUCGCAAGAAGAGAGCCAAGGCUGAAGCUGCUACGGCAGCAGCAACCAAGGGCUCUGAGGCGCGCGCGGCGUCCCCAGAGCUGGAUGGGAAGACCAAUGGCCCGGAAGACAGCUCGGAGAGUUCAUAUAUCAAGGAGGUUCAGAAGAACAUCCGCAAUGUCAACAAGAAGCUUAACCUCAUGUCGAAAGUCGACAGCAUAAUUGCUGAGAACCCCGGCGUGUCCCUUGAUGAUCUCGUCUCCACCCGCAAGAUCAAUAAUGACCAGAAAGCUCAAGCCCUCAAGAAGCCUGCACUACAAGCCCAACUCGCUCAGCUCGAAGAACAACUCACAACAUACAAGAAGAUCGACGAGGACUACCAGCAGAAGAUGGCAACGGAGAAGCAGCUUCUCCAGAGCUCGCAUGCUGAUGAGCUGGAGAAGCUGCGGGAGACACUCAAGGCAGAGACGGAGCUAGAAUCUCAGAAAGCGUCUAAGCAGCGGCUGCUUACGCUGUCGAGGUUCCUUAGGGAAGCAGCCGACAGGCGGACGCGCGAGGAUGAAGAGUCGGAUGAAUCCAAGGCUUUUGAGGGCGCGCUGCUCCUGGUGUACGGCGGUGACGCGAACGCCGUCUUGGCUUGUGAGAAGCUGAUCGACGGUGCCGAGGAACAAGUGCCGUCCGUCGAAGGCGUGCUGGUCAACUACACCUACGCCCAGAUCAAGAAAACCAUCACGCAGGAAGCUCCCUUCGCUGCCGAAGAAGCCUGGGUCGACGACGUCGCUCAAGCCGAGCCAGCAGCCCCAGAAGCAGCCCCACAAAUCGAGGAUGACACUGCUGCUGCCGAUGGUUCCGCUGCCGAUACUGCUACUGCCAGCACCAGCUCUCAAACUCUCCCCACCAGCGACCCUACGGUCGUCAAUGCCGGCCUCACGGAAAUGGACACCCAAACGCUCGCAGUCACCAACGGCGACACCGAGGAGCCCGAAGCUCCUAGUGUCCCUGCAGCCGCCAGCGUUGAUGACGGUGCCGCGAACGCUGCCGCGUCCGAACAAUGGGAUGCCAAAGCUCCCGGCUCGGACGACCCACUAGCCGAGUCCUUCGAAAUGGUCCCCCGCGACCCAGCUGAGACUGAGACGGCCGGCGCGCCUGCGGAACCGACCAGCACACAGAGCUGGGCUGACGAUACCCCUACUGAGCCUGCCGUUGCGGAUGCAGCGCCAGUGACAGGUGGUGGCGACGGCUUCCAUGAGGUUCACCAUGCUCGCGGUGGACGUGGACGUGGUGGCUUCCAGGGCGAACACCGGGGUGGAUAUCGUGGCCGCGGAGGCCCGAGAGGUGAAGGCAGGGGCCGUGGUGGAUUCCGUGGUGAUCGUGGAGAUGGGUUCCGCGGUGGCCGUGGAAGGGGCGGGUUUAGGGGCGAGUUUAGAGGUGGAAGGGGACGUGGGGAGUCGCAGUAA